Triticum dicoccoides is the source of this 1070-nucleotide messenger RNA. Its product is annotated as chromatin remodeling protein EBS-like. Lineage: Eukaryota; Viridiplantae; Streptophyta; Magnoliopsida; Poales; Poaceae. The coding region runs from base 104 to 787 and encodes 227 amino acids. The record is from RefSeq and is a predicted model, not a curated record. Gene Ontology annotation, molecular function: chromatin binding. The transcript is spliced from 5 exons.
UCGCGCAGGGCCGAGAGAGAAAAAAAACAGAGAGAGCUCGCUCAUUCCCAUUCCCAUCCCCAUCCCCUCCCCUCCCCUCGUCGGAGCCGCGCCGCCGCCGCCCAUGUCAAAGACGCCGGGGAAGACGCCGCGGACACCCAGGCGGAUCCUGGAGUCCUACACCAUCAAGGGAUCCGACGGCGUCAUCCGCCCUGGGGACUCUGUGCUGAUGAAGGCGCCCGACACAUCAAAGCCUCCGUAUGUGGCCAAGAUUGAGGAAAUCGAGGCAGCAGGACCUCGGGGCGCAAAUGUCAAGGUUAAAGUGCGCUGGUACUACCGACCGGAGGAGUCCAUUGGUGGGCGCAGGCCAUUCCAUGGCGAGAAGGAGGUGUUCCUCUCUGACCACCAAGAUGUGCAGAGUGCUGAUACCAUAGAGUGCAAGUGCAACGUCUACAGCUUCCGGGACUACACCAAGCUUUCUGCUGUCAAUCCUGAGGACUAUUUUUGCCGCUUCGAGUACAAAUCAAUCACAGGCAGCUUUGUGCCUGACCGCAUAGCUGUGUUUUGUAAGUGUGAGAUGCCAUACAACCCUGACGAUCUUAUGAUCCAGUGUGAGGAAUGCUCUGAUUGGUUUCACCCUGCUUGUAUUGGAAAGACCAUCAAAGAAGCAAAGAAACUUGAGAAUUUUACAUGUGAAGGUUGUGUUGCUGAAAAUGGAAAUGGAAAUGGAGUCAAGAACGAAAAUUCCCAUGAAUCUACAGGCGAAUCAGACGAGAAGCAGGUGCAGUCGAAGCGGCGACGGCGGUGAAGGCCAAGGCGAUCUGGACGGGAGUCCUCCAUCUCUUCACGCAUGUGAUGCGGUGGAUGUACAUUGCUGUUUCCAGUUUGAUGUAGAACGAACCUGUAUUGAGAGUCUCUUCUAGAGUCUGGCAAUCGGCCAGUUUGCGACUUUGCAUAUCCAUGUGGACCUACCUGUUAGAUGGAGUCAUUUUUCUCUCUUCUUUUUUCCAUCCCCCUUGUGUUGACAUGGACAAUGGUGUGGUUGAACGUCCUUUCUUCAUUGACUAGAAAAGAGGAUUUCAACUUUUUUU